AUGAGUGUUCCUAGUAGACGAUGGGGGAAUUCCAAGAGUCGUCCAGCAGGAGAGACAAGUGAUUAUAAUGCUAGUUUGCAACCUCGCCAGAACGCUCUGAAUGUAAAGAACUACCUUGGACUUCAACAGGCAAUGUCCUGCUCCCUUGAUACUUGCCCAGAAGGAGAAACGAUGCCCUUUUCCACUUCCCCAAUGGAUAUGCAUAUGCAUAUGCGUAUGCGUAUGCGCAUGAGUCGUCCUUCUAGCACAAAUUGUACCGGUACGCCCGACGUGAAGAGUAAUGCGAGUGGAAGUGGAGGCAAUAGGACUAAUCGAAAUGACAGCGGAAACGGUAUUUGUAUUAUUAAAAAAACUACAGCAAGGAACAGGCAACAGAGCUACACAAACCAACGGAGUGACAAUAUUGUCAAUCCAGGCAUAACUGUAGAUUUGACGAGGAAAUCCAGCCAUACCGGUGAAGUAUUCAAACCAACGAUUCUCCUGGAGGACAUGCCCCAUCAUGGUGUUCCGCAAACACAAACACAAACACAAACGAUGCAACAUCAACAACCACGACAACCUGCUUUGAGAAAACCCUCGUCUCGUUCAACGGUACCAGUACCAGUACCAGUACCGGUGGCAUCAAGAGAGAAUCACCGCGCCAUUUCCAGUGCGGCCAGGUUCCGUCAACAAGCUUUCUCCCAAGAUUUUUCAAACGAGGUCACAAUAGACGCUGAUCUAGAUGAUAUAGACAGCAGUUAUAUGAUGAGUAUAUACAUGAACGAGGAAUCCUCAAUAUAUACAAAAGGAACUGCUUCAACUGCUUCUACAUCUUCGUCUUCCUUGGCAUCGAAAAGAUCAAGGCAUCCAGGGGCAUCUCACAAGAGAAGAGAGGAUGUCAAACAAGCCGAGGAGGAACAGCCACAAAAAGAAUCCGGCUUUUUGAGAUCGAUGAAGCAAUCUAGUAGUUCAUUCUUUGUCGAAGGUAAUUGGUCACAGAAAUAUGGUUGGUACCUUUCAAAGACAUGGGAUGCGACGCCAGGAGAAGGCUGGGACAAACCAGAUCCCAUUUUUGAUAAAAAGGAGGAGAGGCUUGUUGAUAUUUAA
Cylindrotheca closterium is the source of this 1086-nucleotide messenger RNA. The record is from the annotation of a GenBank genome assembly. NCBI's taxonomy places the organism in Eukaryota, Bacillariophyta, Bacillariophyceae, Bacillariales, Bacillariaceae.